Messenger RNA from Cynara cardunculus var. scolymus (artichoke), 2132 nucleotides. RefSeq names its product DEAD-box ATP-dependent RNA helicase 8-like. The record is from RefSeq and is a predicted model, not a curated record. Gene Ontology annotation, molecular function: mRNA binding; ATP binding; RNA helicase activity. NCBI's taxonomy places the organism in Eukaryota, Viridiplantae, Streptophyta, Magnoliopsida, Asterales, Asteraceae. Gene Ontology annotation, biological process: cytoplasmic stress granule assembly; P-body assembly. Gene Ontology annotation, cellular component: P-body; cytoplasmic stress granule. The transcript has 10 exons. Bases 128 to 1666 code for a protein of 512 amino acids.
AGUGAACACUGAAUCAGCGUGUGAUCUGAAGACCUAAAAGCGAUUGUAUAUCGGGCAAAAGGUUUCUUCUUACAACGGUCAAAACCACUCUACCAUCCAAGAAAACGAACUGAAAGAUCAUCUUCUGAUGAACAAUCGCCGGUAUCCUCCGGGUAUUGGCAACGGUCGCGGUAGCGGCGGAGGGUAUGACGGUGGUGGCGGUGGAAAUUUUCACCCAAACCCUAAUUACUACCAUCAAUCUCGAAACCCUAAUCACCAGCAUCAGUUUCAACAGCAGCGGCAGCAGCAGCAGCAGCAGCAGCCGCAGUACGUGCAGAGGCAGCAGGCCGGACAACAACAAAAUCAUCAUCAGCAGCAGUGGCUAAGACGGAGUCCUAAUGCAUCUGGUUCUUCUGCUACUAAUGUUACCGACGAAGUUGAGAAAUCCGUACAUUCAGAUGGCAGCGUCGAUACAAGCUCUCAGGAUUGGAAGGCACAAUUGAACGUACCUGCAGCAGACACCCGUUACAGGACUGAGGAUGUCACUGCCACUAAAGGAAAUGAAUUUGAGGACUAUUUUCUGAAAAGGGAGUUACUUAUGGGAAUCUAUGAAAAGGGUUUUGAACGACCUUCACCUAUACAAGAAGAAAGUAUCCCUAUUGCUUUGACCGGAAGUGAUAUUCUUGCAAGAGCAAAAAAUGGAACUGGAAAGACAGCAGCAUUCUGUAUUCCAGCUCUCGAAAAGAUUGAUACAGAUAACAAUAGUAUUCAAGUUGUCAUAUUAGUUCCAACUAGAGAGUUGGCUCUUCAAACAUCACAAGUCUGCAAGGAACUUGGAAAACAUUUACAAAUUCAAGUAAUGGUCACCACUGGAGGAACAAGUUUGAAGGAUGAUAUAAUGCGCUUAUAUCAACCUGUGCAUUUGCUGGUUGGUACUCCUGGAAGAAUUCUCGAUCUUACAAAAAAGGGCAUAUGCAAUCUGACUGAUUGUGCAAUGCUAGUCAUGGAUGAGGCUGAUAAACUGUUAUCCCCAGAGUUUCAACCUUCAGUGGAACAGCUAAUUCAGUUUCUUCCCGAGCAACGACAAGUUUUGAUGUUUUCAGCUACAUUUCCAGUUACCGUCAAAGAUUUCAAAGACAGAUACCUGAAAAAACCUUACGUUGUUAAUUUAAUGGAUGAGCUUACUCUUAAAGGUAUCACACAGUUUUAUGCUUUCGUAGAAGAAAGACAGAAGGUCCACUGCCUCAAUACUCUUUUCUCCAAGCUGCAAAUCAACCAAUCUAUUAUCUUCUGCAACUCUGUCAACCGGGUUGAGCUAUUAGCUAAGAAAAUUACGGAGCUGGGUUACUCUUGCUUCUAUAUUCAUGCUAAAAUGUUGCAAGAUCACAGGAAUAGGGUAUUCCAUGACUUCCGCAAUGGUGCAUGCAGGAACCUGGUUUGUACGGAUCUAUUUACAAGGGGUAUAGAUAUACAAGCCGUCAACGUUGUGAUUAAUUUUGAUUUUCCCAGGAAUGCUGAAACAUAUCUGCACAGGGUGGGUCGUUCCGGAAGGUUUGGACAUCUGGGAUUAGCUGUGAAUUUGAUAACCUACGAAGACCGCUUUAACUUGUAUAGGAUUGAGCAGGAGCUUGGUACUGAAAUAAAACAAAUUCCUCCGCUAAUUGAUCAAGCCAUUUAUUGCCGUUGACCUAUCGAAGAUGCUUGAUUCUUGUCAUAUAACAACCCCUUUGCGUAUUUCAACCCCGAAGUUAUUAUGGAGAGAGUAAACCGGCCGUUAGCAACCGAGGGAAUGUGGGGUUGAAAAAAUGAUGGAUAUCCUAAUUGGUCAUUCUGGGCAACUGAGGACAAAUGUUAGGUUUCUUUCCCAUUACCCUGUUUCUCCUAGUUUAGCAUCUGUUAUAUACUAGCUCUGUAUGUAGUUGUCUUGAUUAUUUUAUAGUACCUUUCUGCAUAUUCCCAAAAAAAAACAAAAAAAACAAAAAGAGAAAAAAACAAAAAAAAGGAAAUUUAGAAAAAUGAACAAGAAGUAUCUGUCUGAACUUGUUUUAGAUUUGUUCUUGUUUUUGUGUUAGACUUGUUUGGCAUUUUUACUAGGUGAUGGACUUAAUGAAGGAAGGCUCUUUCUUUUAACACUAAUUCCAAGUGGAUGGCUA